AUGCCAACGUCCUCGAAGUCUCGCAUACGCACAAGCACUAAGACAUGUAGAAGACCAUCCUCGCCGAUCGAGUCAAACAGCAUCACUGACCCCAAGAACCAUCUGUUCCAAGCAGUACGGCUUUUUGUGAUGUAUUUCCGACUCAUUUCCAUCCUGGCCCUUGCCGCCCUCACAUCGGCACAAGCCCACGCCAGCCCCGGCAGCAUCCCCUACCUAUCGUUCACCUCCCCACCAGCAGCGAACUCUACUUCGGCCCUCGCACCUUCAGCUCCCCCAGCUUCUGCACCUCCAGCUCCUGCUCCACCAGCGUCCGCCCCAGCACCUGCACCCUCAGGCCAUCCUGCGCCAGCUCCUCCCGCUGCUGCCCCUCCAGGCUCCACGCCCCUUGCUCCCCCCGUAUCCAGCGUUAACCCUGUUCCAGCCAAAUGCAGCAUCAACCCCGCCAUCUCCAUGAUACAGUCCGGCAUCAAGAAUCCGGCGUUCAACACUGUGAGCACGCGCAUACCGAAGCCUGCACCCACUUAUGCCAAAGAGCCGAUUAGUUUUGCGCUGUCCAACAUCGAGUUUGGGACCACGCUGGUGCAGGCGCCGAAACCUACAAUCAAGCCUGUCGACCCCGACGCCACAUCCGGCGAAGUCCUGUUCUGCACGUCCACAGCGUACACCUCGUGGGCCGGCGACGAUCCAAACGGGUCCUGCGACGCUGUCCACAGUACAUGGAACGAGUGCCGCAGUCUCAGUGACGUGUUCAAAAGGAAGGUCAUGAGCGUGCGCCCGGACAAAGGGCAGCUUUGCUUGUUCUUUGCGGAUGAUGAUUGUUAUGGGGCGGCGGAGUGGAUCAAGUGGCCGGGGGUGCAGAACUUGAGGGGCAGGAUUGGGGAGGGCAAUGAUUGGAGUAAGAGGAUUGUGAGUUUCAGGUGUACGGCCGAGGACUGA
Macroventuria anomochaeta is the source of this 936-nucleotide messenger RNA. RefSeq lists its product as uncharacterized. NCBI's taxonomy places the organism in Eukaryota, Fungi, Ascomycota, Dothideomycetes, Pleosporales, Didymellaceae. The transcript has a single exon. Bases 1 to 936 code for a protein of 311 amino acids. The record is from RefSeq and is a predicted model, not a curated record.